CCUGUACUCUCAGAGAAUGAUCCUAUCUGCCACGUCACAGGCUGUCUAUAAAAGCCACGUGACGCCCCCUCCGGAGAAGUGGCCCCUAUUAUUGAGCCCACACAUGAUUAGUUCCAUAGAUGAUUAGUUUGGCCGGGGGGGGCAACUAAAUGUAGGGCCUGACACAUUACAAACCUGACGUAUAUUGGGCCCCCUCCUCCUCGAGUAUAUGCUGACCUGACCCCCCCUGGAUUCGUCGUUGAUCAGUUGAUUGACUUUGAUUAAUCGAUUUUGCUGCUGCGUUUCUUGUCGUCUGUGUGCGUUUUGUGUUCUAUCUCGACGGGAGAGGACCACACUGGUAGAGUGAUCGAGAGAGGGAGGAAAGGAGGGAGGGAGGGAGGGAGGGAGGGAGGGAGGGAGAGAAAAAGGCGGGCAAAAUGAAGACCACGAAGGGAGGGAAGGUGAUGAAUCCGACGGAUGCGUUUCGUAAGGAGCAGAGGAAGAAGGAGUUGAAGAGAAACAAGAAGGAGAGGAAGAAGGUGAGGGAGGUCGGGAUCUUGAAGAAGGAUCCCGAUGCGAUCCGAGAGCAGAUCGCCAAGCUGGAGAUGAUGAAGGCGGACGGGGCGUUGGACAAGACGAGGCGGCACAAGAAGCGGCAGCUGGAGGAUACCUUGAAUCUGGUCUUGAAGAAAAGGCGGGAGUAUGAGGAGAAGAUGCGGGACAAGGGGGAAGAACCAAUCAUGUUUAGCCAUUUGACAGCGCCCCGUCGCAAGACUGCGAAAGAGGACGAUGAAGAUGAUAAUCACAAGUCCUUGAGACCAGAAGAUUCUGUGUACUUUCACCCCACUCUGAAUCCGACAGGCGCCCCCCCCCCCGGGAAACCGCCCAUGUACAGGACACUGGCCUUGAGGAAUCUGGCGUCCAGUAUGAACAGGCAUCAUGGGUUAGCAUCGUCGUCAUCAUCGUCGUCGAUGGGACCGGAGGGAGGCAAGGAUGUGAAGGAUAUGAGCCCCCUACCGCUCCCUCCCCCUCCGCCUCCACCUCCUCUGCCCUCAUCAGCCACGAAGAGAGGUGUGGUGGCCGAAGUCAAGGCGUCAGCAGCAGGUGGGGGGGACUCAAGCGCAUCUGGAAUUGAAACCCCUUUGCCUCUACCGCUUCCGCCGCCCCCGCCUCCUCCCCCUCCUCCGCCUCGGCCUUCGAAUCCUUCAGCGAAGGGCACGAUGGAUCUUGGUAAUGCUGCCGGCGCAGGACUUCCUCCUCCUCCACCGCCGCCUCCUCCUCCUCCUCCUCCCCCUGGACUGGCAGUACCCCCGCUUCCCGUUCCCCCUCCCCCCCCGCCUCCUCUCAAUGCCCAAGCUGUUGCCGACAAGAAAGAUGUAUCUGUAGAAGACAGCAGUAGUCAAGGCGAAGGUGAAAGCAAUGCGGGGGGAAAGAAGGGCGAUGGAGCUGAUGCUGAAGUGCGAGCAGAGGGGAAGGCGGGAAAGGAGGAGGAUGAGGAAGAGGAGGAGGAGGAGGAGGAGGAGGAAGAAGAAGAGGAAUCAGACUCGGACGAGGAGAGCGAUGAUGAUGAAGAGGAAGAGGAAUCUAGUGAUGAAGAGGAGACAGACGUGGAUGGUCCCCCCGGGGUUGCCAUUGUGCCCAAGGCACCACCUCCAGGGAAAGCAGAUACUCAUCCGAGAACAGGAACAGGGAAGGAAAAAGGGGAAAAUGCGCCAGCAUCGUUGCCGCCGCCGCCACGGCAGCAGCAGCAGCAGCAGCAGCAGCAGGGGGCAUCCCCGCUGCCGCAGGGGGUAGGAGUUCCAGGGGUGGUAGGCAAAGCUGCUCCUCCAUCGAGCCCGCAAUCGGACGUGAGCACUCGGCCGCCUCCGCCGGCCGCUCGUCCUCCUCUACAAGCUGCGCGUCCUCCUCCUCCGCCGUCAGCGCGCCCCCCUCUGCCAUCAGGGCGUCCUCCUCCGCCUCCGCCGCCGUUCGCGCUGAGAGCGCCAGCUGGAGCACCAGUGGUGGGAGCUCCAGGUGCGGGAGGGCCUGAUGUUCCGCCGCCAGGGCUGUCGUUUCCGCCACCUGGAGCGGGUAGCACUGGUUCCGGUGGCCUUCCGCGACCACCCCCGCCACCGCCUCCCACGCCGCCCCCGGGGGCGGCGGCGGUAUUACGAUCGGUUGGUCCGCCGCUUGGCGGCUUGCGACCGCCGAUGAUGCCGCCACCUCCGCCUCCCCCGCGGGGGCUUCCGCCUCCCCCGCCGCCCCCUGGUAGACCAGUGCCUGCUGCUGCGCCAAUGCUGCGCGCCGCUCCGCCCCCGGGCCCCCCGCCGGAUCUGAUCGGCAUGCGCCCUCCGCCAGGCCCCCCCCCUCCAUCGCUCAGAGUCGGCCCUCCCCAGGACGCCUUUGCGAACCCCCCUCCCUCUGCUCCUGGCCACGUGGGGCCAUCACCGCCUUUGCCGUCGGGGCCCCCUCCCAGAGCUACACCGCCCCAUCGAACGGAAGGUUCUGCCAGCGAAGGGGGAGAAGAUGCGGCAGCCGGUGUAUCAGCUACGCCACCCGGAGGAGUGGCCGCUUCCCGAGUAGGGGGCGGCGGCGGCGCAAGCGGGCGCGCGGUCAUCAGCGCCCCUGCUUCUGUUUCCGCCCCCUCCGCCGCUUCCAAGCAUACGUACGUGAAGGCAGCCGCCACGACCGUUGUCAAGAGAAUACCCGCUCAUAACAGCGCGGAACUGAUGUCAAUGGUCCCAGCCUCAGUACGAGUCAGGCGGGAACCUGCGGCACCCAAGGCAAAGCCGAAACCUAUGGGGGUCUCCUCGGCUUCUUCAGCUUUCUCUUCUGCUGCUGCAACCGUUGGAUCUGCUGCGUCAUCAUUAGGAAUCGGGGGGGGAGGGAUGUCUGUGAACUCUGCGGCCACUGUUAAGCCUGCCAGCAUCGAUGACUCUUAUACCGCGUUCUGGGAGGAUAUGAAGCAGCUUGGGGCUUUUGAUGAUUAAUGAACACGUCGUGUUAGUAAUUAAGGACGAAGUAGGAAGUAGGAUCAACCUGUGACUCUGCCUUGAAGGAAGGUAGGGAUGGAAAAUGGGAGGGAGGGAGGUGUGAAAGGACGGUCAUUGUCUUUUGUUGUUUCAUAUUCAUGGUUUGUUCAUUGAAGAAGAGCUCUGUGGAGGAAGGGCUAACCUGCUGGCUGGCCGUGUUCUGGUCGACCUAAGCUGCUCCCUCCUCGGUUCCGCCCCUUACUUGCAUCAUCCUUUGCAAAAGACCGGA
Chara braunii is the source of this 3219-nucleotide messenger RNA. NCBI's taxonomy places the organism in Eukaryota, Viridiplantae, Streptophyta, Charophyceae, Charales, Characeae. The record is from the annotation of a GenBank genome assembly.